GUGCCUGCCUGCUGCUCGGCCAGGACGCAAAUGGCUGGGUCCGAGAGAGCCGAUCCUCUCGGGGCGCAAAUGGCUGAACCCCAGAGCGCCGAGCUACCCCGGGUGGAGACGUGGGGCCCGCCGCCUUCGAUGGAGCGAUGGAAGAAGUUCCACGUCCAACCCUUAGAGGAACAGCUGGAAUACUUCGAUUUCGACCCUCGGGUGACCAUUUCAGAUGAUUUAAAAAUAGGCUAUUUCAAAACAGAUCGUGCUACUCAAACAGAUGUCACUGAAGUAUUGGAAAUAAAAAAGCUAAGUGACACAACACAAAAACUAGUCAAGCUUACUACUCUCCUUCAACGAGAUUUUAAAUAUCUCAAAAUGUACCUCCAGAUGCAAUUUGAGGACCGCCUGAAAGAAGAAUCCAAUAAACUCUAUAAAGAACUACAAAUGAUUAUUGAGGAAAUAGUAGCUCUUCAUGAAAAGAAUGAGGACACAAUGAGAAAAAGCUUCUAUAAGCAGCUGUGUGAUGCCAUUGCUACUAUCAGAGGGGCAUAUUUGCACUUCUUUGAAGUAGAUGAAGAAGUUGCAAAAAUACCCUCAGUGAAUAUAAAUAUUUUCAAAAGAAAGCUUAUGGAGAAAAAUGAUAUAAUAACAGAUUUACAGGAACAAUUAGCAUCCUAUAAAGAAAAUAAGUUUUCCAAAUUGGAAUCCUUAAAGGAAGAACACAAUGAGAAAAUAGCACAACUAGAAAAGGAGAUUAGCGACCUCAGAAGGGAAAAUGACAGAAUGAAUAAGGCCACUGCGGAACUUGAAGAGGACCUUCAACUCUGUGAAAAGGCAAAUACACUCUUAGAAGGUGAACUUUCGGCUAUGAAACAAAGAAUGGAGAAUGAUCAGAAAAUGAUUCAAAAGCUAACCUUACUGAAAGACAAAUUAAGUGAGGAGCUUGAUCAAGAGAAAAGAGCAAUUCAAGACAUGUAUGACCAACAAAAGGAAGAUAUUGAAGAAACAAGAAGGCUCUUGGAAGCUGAAGGCAUUGGUGCCAAGUCCUUUAGAGAAACUCCAAAGUCACAAUAUGAAGAAAGGCCAAGUAUUCGCAGGACCCCCACGUUGAGAAGUCAGUCAAGAAGUCAGUCAAGACGUCUGUCAAGAAGUGUGCAAAAAGAAGGUUUUAUGAGAGAAGGGACCCCAGCAGCGUCAGCUGCGGCGGCGGCGGCGGCAACGGCGGCGGCGGCAGCAGUAGCCAAAGCCGAGCACAGAAGAGAUGAGAAGCAUGAUCUAAUAUGGAGAGAAGAAGUAGACAGUAAACAGUCAAUGGAGUUUCAAAUCAAAAAGCUGAAGAAGAUUUUGGAGAUACAGAAAAGACAGUUAAGAAGUCUUCAAACUGAUCAGGAAAGCAAAAUGUGGCAAAAGAAAUACUUAAUUCUAAGGAACAGUUUACAUGCCCUCAAGGAUGAGAUGUUUACCAGACAGUCCUUUGUUCGCCAGUUUGUAACACUUUCCGAUGCCUACUUCAAUUAUCACAAAGCAAAGCCCUUAUACAUACAGCCAAAACGUGUUUCCUCAAUGAAAGAAAGGCCACAUCAACCUACAGUUUUGCCCCAUCUAGACAGCAGUAGUCAUUCUCAAAACAGUGCCGACUUUUUAAUCUUUUCAAUGCCCACUACAUCAAGAGUGGUGAUUUCGGAAGGAGAGGAAGAAGAAAUUGAUAUUGAAUUCCCAUAAUAAGCAAUGCCCCAAUAAUAACUAAGGGGCAGAAAGUGGAGUACCAGAAGACAAAUGCAGUGAGCAGACCUUGACUUUACCAUAGUUCCAGAUAGACAGUUUAUCAGCUUGUAAAUUAACUAUUUAACCUUUUCCCCUUCCCAUCCCUGAUUUUGCCCUGAAUGAGCUCCUAUAAUUGAAGGGGAAGCUCUUCGGGUUGCCGCAUCAGCGCUCAAUGUAUCCUUUUCUCAAGUAAUUUUCAUGCGUGUUCAGGUUAAGCCCUGGGCCGGACAGAUCCUCCAGGGGCUGCCACAACCCUCAGCUCUGGGGCACUAACCCCCUGCCUACUCUAGGACCUGGGCUAUAUGCAA
This is a messenger RNA of Phascolarctos cinereus (koala), 2057 nucleotides long. RefSeq names its product chromosome unknown C10orf67 homolog (gene CUNH10orf67). The record is from RefSeq and is a predicted model, not a curated record. NCBI's taxonomy places the organism in Eukaryota, Metazoa, Chordata, Mammalia, Diprotodontia, Phascolarctidae.